AGGCGCUAUAAAUAAUAUGAAGUAGUGAAGUGACUUACAUAUACUUUAAAGCUUACAGGUGUUAAGGCUACCUAGAGAUACCUAUCUCUCAUCUUCAUCUUUAUUCUCCUUUGCUCCCUUCUACCAACAAACUAUAUAUUCCCAACAUACCACCUUGGCCAAUUCCUAUGCUUCUCUUUUUGUAUUCAUGGGAAAGCUGUCCUUUAGCGUUACUUACAACUUGGUAUCUUUUAUCGGAUUGGCCUUGAUAUAGAACCAACUUACAUUUCUUUCCUUAAUCACUAACGGGCUUUUACAAGCCGCCUAUCUGGCAAGAUGCUAUUCCACUGGGCAACCUUUGGGUUGCUCGUAAUCUUAGCACAACUUGUCUUCUGCGCCGAGGACUUUUAUAAAAUUCUUGGAAUAGAUCGCCAAGCGACGGACAAGCAAAUCAAGUCCGCAUAUCGACAGCUUAGCAAGAAGUACCAUCCAGAUAAAAAUCCAGGUAACCCGACAGCCAAGGAUAAGUUCGUCGAAGUAUCUGAGGCCUACGAAGCAUUAAUCGAUCCAGAGUCGCGAAAGAUAUACGACCAAUACGGACACGAUGGCCUGAAGCAGCGCAGUCAAGGUGGCGGACACCACCACGACCCAUUUGACCUGUUUAGUCGUUUCUUUGGCGGAGGUGGCCACUACCAAAGAGGACAGCCGCGCGGACAUGACAUUGAGGUCAAAAUCGGUGUUGCUCUGCGCGAUUUCUACAAUGGCCGGGAUACCGAGUUCCAAUGGGAGAAACAGCAAAUUUGCGAAGAAUGCGACGGCACGGGCUCGGCUGAUGGUGCCGUAGAGACCUGCGGCCACUGUGAUGGACACGGAGUGCGCAUCGUCAGGCACCAACUAGCGCCCGGCAUGUUCCAACAGGUUCAGACCACGUGCGACGCCUGCGGUGGCCGUGGCAAGACGAUCAAGCACAAGUGUCCGGUCUGCGGCGGUAAUAGGGUUAUUCGCAAGCCGACCACCGUCUCCCUCAAGAUCGAGCGGGGCGCAGCACGGGAUAGCAAGGUUGUCUACGAGAAUGAGGCUGAUGCAAGUCCCGACUGGAUAGCUGGCGAUCUCGUUGUUACCUUGACUGAAAAGGAGCCUGACAUGGAAGGCGAUAAUCCGGACCAUGUAGACGGCACCUUUUUCCGACGUAGGGGUAACGACUUAUUCUGGCGAGAAGUACUAUCCCUUAGAGAAGCCUGGAUGGGCGAUUGGUCGCGCAACGUUACGCAUCUAGACGGCCAUGUGGUGAGGCUAGGACGGAAGCGCGGCGAGAUUGUGCAGCCCGGUCAUGUUGAAACGGUCGAGCACGAAGGCAUGCCUGUCUGGCACGAGGAAGGCGACUCUGUAUACCACAAGUUCGAGUUCGGCAAGCUCUACGUCGAGUACGUCGUGGUGCUGCCGGACCAGAUGGAGUCCGGGAUGGAAAAGGAGUUCUGGGCCGUGUGGCAGAAGUGGAGGGGGAAGAUGGGAGUAGACCUGCAAAAAGACAGCGGGAGACCGGAGGUGCCCAUCCUGGCUACGGAAGAAGACGGCAAGGAUGAGUUGUAAUGAUACCUACUACAUACCAAGAUUUACAGAGAUGCAAUGUAUGAAUGAUAUACCAGGAACUGAACACCUACUACCCCUACCCUGCUACCAACGAUUCAUGUACGUUAUGUGCCCUACUAACCUAGGCUAGUACGUUUACCCAUCUCGAACGGUGCAAUUC
Molecule: messenger RNA, 1729 nt
Organism: Hypoxylon fragiforme
Lineage: Eukaryota; Fungi; Ascomycota; Sordariomycetes; Xylariales; Hypoxylaceae
Product: DnaJ-domain-containing protein
Exons: 3
Coding region: 316-1569 (417 amino acids)
Biological process (GO): protein refolding
Cellular component (GO): cytoplasm
Molecular function (GO): Hsp70 protein binding
Source: RefSeq, a predicted model, not a curated record